Molecule: messenger RNA, 2125 nt
Organism: Pezoporus occidentalis (night parrot)
Lineage: Eukaryota; Metazoa; Chordata; Aves; Psittaciformes; Psittacidae
Gene: SKP2
Product: S-phase kinase associated protein 2
Exons: 10
Coding region: 1-1770 (589 amino acids)
Biological process (GO): G2/M transition of mitotic cell cycle; regulation of cell cycle; SCF-dependent proteasomal ubiquitin-dependent protein catabolic process
Cellular component (GO): cytosol; SCF ubiquitin ligase complex; nucleus
Molecular function (GO): protein binding
Source: RefSeq, a predicted model, not a curated record
AUGUUCAGGUACCCCGAGUGCGUGUGGCCUCGGAAGCGGGGGGCUGUGGGGGAGCGGGCCGCGCUCUGCCCGCUGGCGCACGGGAUGCGAGGGAGCGGGGGAGCUCAGGUUCAAGAGCGUUCGCGGGGCGCGGAGCAUCGCGUUCCUCCCGGGCGUUCGCGGCGGGAACUGAUGUGUGGGUCCUGCGGUGCCUGGGUGCGAGCCGUUCAUGGGGCCGUGGUUGCGGGUCUCCCGGAAUGCCCCCCUCCCGCUGCUCCCGCCUCCGUGCAGCACGCGGGGGUGGCGGCGCUCUCGUUGACCGUGGAGCGCUGGCGGGAUGGAGUAGAGCGGAGUAUCCCGCGCUCCCCCUCCACGGUCCCUUCGUCCUCGGCCCUUCCUCGAGUGCCCCCGGCUACGCUGAAUUUCCGCAGCACGGUCUGUGGGAGAAGUGGGCGGGGGGGGCGAGCCGUAGCGCAUCUCUGCCGUCUUUCAGCAGCCCCCUGCUCGCCCGCGGAGCCGACCCGGGAACCGGCCUGUCUCUGUAGAAAACACCUCAAAGGUAUCUCAUCUUCCAGGAGCAAUGUGUCCGGCAGCUUUUUGUGGGGCUUGAACGGCGACGCCAGCAGGACCUCGGAGCUUCUCUCUGGCAUGGGAGUGUCUGUCCUUAAGAAGGACAAGCUGGACGAUGAAAACACUGUACAAGAUGCGCAGGGAGCAUCAUCCUGUUCUCACAAACGGCAGAAGAUAAAGGAGAGGGACUUUGUCAUUGUGCGCCGGCCUCGGCUGCCCCGCGAUUCAGGUGCUUCUUGGGAUACACUUCCAGAUGAAUUGCUUUUGGCCAUCUUUGCAUAUUUGCCCCUAAGUGACUUGAUAAGAGUUUCUGUUGUUUGCAAGAGGUGGCAUCGUCUUUCGUUUGAUGAAUCUCUCUGGCAGACUCUUGAUCUGGCUGGUAAAAUUUUGGUGCCAGGAGUGGUUGGACAGUUGCUGCCUGCAGGUGUUACUGUAUUCCGCUGCCCACGAUCUUCUAUUGGGAGCCCAUUGUUCAAAACAAGCAAACCUCUCAAACUUCAAUGUAUGGAUUUGUCGAACUGUACAAUGUCUGUUGCAAGUCUCCAGAGUAUUCUUAGUCUGUGUGAAAAGCUGCAGAACCUCAGCUUGGAGGGGCUAGUGCUUUCUGAUGACAUCAUCGAAUAUAUUGCUCAGAAUCCCAGUUUGGUGCGACUAAAUCUCUCUGGGUGCUCAGGGUUUGCUGUAGAACCCUUGAAGCUGAUGUUGAGCAGCUGUUCUAUGUUGGAUGAGCUGAACUUGUCCUGGUGUAAGUUCACAGAUGCCCAUGUCAAAGCAGCAGUCAAUCAUAUUACUUCAAAAGUAACCCAAUUAAACUUAAGUGGAUACAGACAGAAUCUACAAAUGCAAGAUGUUCAGACACUGGUGGAAAGAUGUCCUUUACUUGUCCAUUUAGAUCUAAGUGACAGCGUGAUGUUAAACCCUGAGUGUUUCAAGUAUUUCCAUAAACUCAGCUAUCUACAGCAUCUGUGUCUUAGCCGAUGUUAUCAGAUAUCCCCUGCUGACUUAGCGGAACUUGGUGGAAUUCCAACAUUAAAGACUCUUCAGGUAUUUGGAAUCGUGACUGAUGGCUCCCUAGAGGUCCUCAAGGAAUCUCUUCCUGACGUAGAGAUCAAUUGUUCAUACUUUACAAGUAUCGCAAGGCCAACUGUUGGUAGGAAAAGGAGCCAUGAGAUUUGGGGCAUCAAAUGCAAAUUGGCACUGAGAAAUUUUAGUGGCUUAUGAUCAUGUACAAUGCCCUGGAUGCAAUGAACAUACUGUGUGUAGUGAAGCUCCUUAAGAACCAGAAUGCUGGAGCACUUUCAGUGAUAGUAUUGUUAUUGUAAAACGCAUUCUGACUUGGUCUUGUGCCUUAAUGUAGUUUCAUAAAUAUUCUCACAGUAUUUUUUUACUUACAGCCUUUAGAAACCUGAUAAUGUGGGAGCGAUUGUGGACUUCUUUUUUUCUGUAACUGGGGAUAUUUUUUCAAAAGUACUGUGAAACAGCUGUUGUAAUCAAACAGUGCCAGCCUAUAGCGACUGUUGUAUGUUCUGAUGCAGCUUUUGGUGCUUUGUGGUGUUCUAAAGGUGCUUCUGGUUAA